This is a messenger RNA of Cynoglossus semilaevis (tongue sole), 5452 nucleotides long. It is a transcript of the gene wwp1, whose product is annotated as WW domain containing E3 ubiquitin protein ligase 1. The transcript has 26 exons. Gene Ontology annotation, biological process: protein ubiquitination; proteasome-mediated ubiquitin-dependent protein catabolic process. Gene Ontology annotation, molecular function: ubiquitin protein ligase activity; protein binding. Gene Ontology annotation, cellular component: cytoplasm. The record is from RefSeq and is a predicted model, not a curated record. NCBI's taxonomy places the organism in Eukaryota, Metazoa, Chordata, Actinopteri, Pleuronectiformes, Cynoglossidae. Bases 570 to 3521 code for a protein of 983 amino acids.
AUCGGUCACAUACGAAUUCCUUGCACAUUUUGGAAUACUAUUAUCUCAGUUACUAGCAGUUCACGGUUUACUGGAGUGUCAGCAAGAUGCAGUGCUGAAACACUGCACGCUCAUGAGAACGCUUGUCUGUGGGCUAACUCCUAAACCCUGUGCUGUCCCUUGUUAUUACACAGCAGUAUUUGGGGUGGCGCGCCUGUCACCCGACAGUUCUUUCGCUGGUCGGAGGCUUUUACUCAAAGAUGGCUAGAGAAACGUAGCUGGUUGUGGGGCCUGUUUUGUUUGGUUGGGUUUUUUCACCGUCAAUUGUAACGGUAGAGAGCCGGUGUGACACGCGGGGUUGGACAGGAGCUGGAAGACGGGAAAGAGGCUGUGACAUCACAGGCACCAGUCAUAACAGGAAGCAAACAAAAAGCGAAAACGUAGGACGCCUUUCUAGCGUUAGUUCUGUUUCUUUUCAAAGUGAAUAUAGUGUGGUUGCUAACAAUGUACGAGGAACCAUGGGACACGGAGUAGGCUAAACCACCAGGACUAGCAGCACACAACAAUUGUUUCCCACUGUGGUGUAUGACAUGGCCACGGCCUCAUCCAGAUCUGAGUCGAGCUACAACCACAGAGGAACAUCCCCGCUUCAUGCCAUUGUUUCCUGUGCCAAAAUCAAGAGGAAGAAAAGCCUCUUUGGGACUGCCAUUUAUGUGGAGGUGACAGCAGAGGGGGAAUCACGGCGCACUGCGAAGUCCCACAACUCCUCCAGUCCUAAAUGGGAUGAGAGUCUCACUUUGAAUGUAACACCGCACACACAAGUGGACUUUAAAGUAUGGAGUCACCACACCCUGAAAGCAGACGCUCUGCUGGGAAAAGCCACACUGGACUUAAUGCAAGCACUGGAGCAGCACGACCGAAAAUUGGAGAAUGUGAAGGAGGUGUUGAAGUUGAGUGUAGAACAGAAAGGAGCUGUGUUGCCUGCGGGGGAGUUGACCGUCUACCUUGAUGGACUCACUGUCGCUGACCAAGAAGAUCCUGCACCGCUUACGAAUGGCAAUGCAGCAAAUGGCACAAAAGCCCAACAGAAUGGAGAUACCAUCCAUGAAAAUGGGGAUUCGUCAUCUGCUUCCUCGAGGGCUGCCAACAGCACUGUGAAUGGUACCGACCUCGGCCAGAGGUCAGAUUCUUGUUCAGCCUUUAAUGGUGUUGAUGACGAGGUGCCUUCUAGCUCCUGCAGCCCUGCUCGUUGUCACAUUGUCAACGGAGAUACUACACCCAACUCUACGCCGGUCCACCAACCCACGGGCAGCGACACGGAGAGUAAAACGGUCAAUGGGGAGUCCUGUGACGUAGACCUGAGACCGUUAUGUGCGACGUCGAGCGAUGUGCCGUCGUCCUCCGAAGACCGUGAGUUCUGCAGUCAAGAUGUCCCCGCGCCCGACACCACCACCAUCACCACCACCACCACAGCACCAAAUGCCACAACUCAACUGUCACCUCCCGACACACAGGCGUCCACCUCCCCAUCUGAUAGUAAACCUCCUGAAAGCGAUGCUGCUACUGCUCCUCCUCCUGCCGCUCCUGCUGCUGCUGCUGCUCCUGCUGUCACGUCCUCUGCCGCUGCUUCCUCCACUCCUACCACCUCAGCCCAAGGGGCCCCCACCAUCACAACCUCCUCGUCGCUGUCCUCUUCCUCCUCAGCCCAAGGUGAAGCAAACUCUUCAGGUGCUGCUGGCGGUAGCAGCAGCAGUAGCAUAGCAACGGUGCCCGCGGACGGGGGCAAGCCCAGGCAGCAGGCUCCCAAUGCUGGGGCACCGGACCCUCUACCACCAGGUUGGGAGCAGAGAAAAGACCCACACGGAAGAACAUACUACGUAGACCACAAUACCAGAACGACCACCUGGGAAAGACCACAGCCACUGCCACCAGGUUGGGAGCGCCGUGUGGACGACCGUGGCAGGAUCUAUUAUGUGGACCACAAUACCCGCACCACCACAUGGCAGCGUCCCACCAUGGAGUCGGUGCGCAACUUUGAGCAGUGGCAGAGUCAGCGCAGCCAAUUGCAGGGAGCUAUGCACCAGUUUAACCAGAGAUACCUCUACUCUGCAUCGAUGAUGUCUGCUGAAAACGAUCCUCUCGGCCCACUACCUCCAGGCUGGGAGAGACGUGUCGACUCCAAUGAUCGAGUGUACUUCGUCAACCACAACACCAAGACAACGCAGUGGGAGGACCCGCGAACCCAAGGGCUACAAAACGAGGACCCUCUGCCUGAAGGCUGGGAGAUCAGAUACACCAGAGAAGGUGUGCGCUACUUUGUGGAUCACAACACUCGAACCACAACUUUCAACGACCCGCGCACCGGAAAAUCCUCUGUCACCAAAGGCCCUCAGAUUGCUUAUGAGCGCAGCUUCCGAUGGAAACUAGCCCAUUUUCGAUAUCUGUGCCAGUCCAACGCUCUCCCUAGCCACGUGAAGAUCACUGUCUCCAGACAGUCACUGUUUGAAGACUCUUUCCAGCAAAUUAUGGCACUCAAACCCUACGAUUUGAGGAGAAGACUAUAUGUCAUUUUCAGAGGCGAGGAGGGUCUGGACUACGGUGGCUUGGCUAGGGAGUGGUUCUUCUUGUUGUCCCAUGAGGUGCUGAACCCCAUGUACUGUUUGUUUGAGUACGCUGGGAAGAGUAACUACUGUCUGCAGAUCAACCCGGCCUCGGCCAUCAACCCCGACCACCUCUCCUACUUCUGUUUCAUCGGGCGCUUCAUUGCAAUGGCACUGUUCCACGGCAAGUUCAUUGACACAGGCUUCUCCCUGCCUUUCUACAAACGCAUGUUGAACAAGAAGCUCAUCCUCAAAGAUCUGGAGUCUAUUGACCCAGAGUUCUACAACUCCCUUAUAUGGAUCAGGGACAACAACAUCGAAGAGUGCAAUCUGGAGAUGUAUUUCUCAGUGGACAUGGAAAUCCUGGGAAAGAUCACCUCACAUGACCUCAAACCAGAUGGCGCUAAUGUCCUGGUCACCGAGGAAAACAAGGAGGAAUAUAUCAGCCUAAUGGCAGAGUGGAGGUUCUCCCGAGGGGUUGAAGGUCAGACCAAAGCUUUUCUUGAUGGUUUCAACGAGGUGGUUCCACUGCAGUGGCUGCAGUACUUUGACGAAAAGGAGCUGGAGGUGAUGCUGUGUGGCAUGCAGGAGGUCGAUCUUCAGGACUGGCAGAGGAACACAGUGUAUCGACACUACACCAGGAACAGCAAACAGAUCAUUUGGUUCUGGCAGCUGGUAAAAGAAGUGGACAACGAAGUGAGACUGCGGCUCAUGCAGUUUGUCACUGGAACGUGCCGACUUCCUCUGGGCGGCUUCGCCGAACUUAUGGGAAGCAACGGGCCACAGAAGUUCUGCAUCGAGAAAGUGGGGAAGGACACCUGGCUUCCUCGGAGCCACACCUGUUUUAAUCGCCUCGACCUGCCUCCCUACAAAAGCUUUGAACAGCUGAAGGAGAAGCUGCUGUUUGCCAUAGAAGAAACAGAAGGAUUUGGCCAAGAAUAGAGGGAGGAGUCUUUGUUUCUUUCUUCCUCCCUGAUUUUUUUUUUUCCUUCUCCCUCCCCCUUCACUGUUGAUCCGUUCAAGUAAAACUACAAAAAAGAAAUUGCACAAGAAAAACCACCAAUGUAUAUAAGCUAUUUUUUCAUUUUAAACCAAAUCUUAAUUUGCAGCGUUGUUUUUUCUGCUGCAGCCGUUCCCCAGCCCUUAUAUAAUAUAUAUAAAUAUAAUAUACCGUCAUGAAAUAUGCAAGAUUUAUAGCAUUUUUGUUUGUCUGUUUAAAAACAGAUGUAUCAUGGGUAUUUUUUAAUUUCCUCCCCUACUGCUGACUGGCUUUUUAAAAACAGACUGAAAGCAUUUUCGAGAGGAUUUUACGGUAGAAGCACAUUCUACUUUUAGAGCUCUAGUUCUAUAGAGCUUUUAAAUGGUAAGAGUAGUAUUGGGGUCCAGUGCCUGAUUUUCUUCUUCUUUUUUUCCCCCCUACUCCUCCUCUCUCUGGACCCAUAGUGAUAAUGUUUAUUUGCGUGCUUGCAUGGCUGCCUCAGAAGAUGAGUAAAAAGAGCAUUACACACCAGAGACACAAAUAGCCUGGAUCAUUCUAAAUCUAAAUGAGCAACUUUGACCUAAAAGGCAAAAAAAAAAAAGGGGAAACACAGAUGAAGCAACAAAAAAAAAGAAGAUUGACCCUAUUUGAUUAAGACCAUGUUUGUUUGUUUUGGGUUUUUUUUAAGCUACUGGACGAACACUACAUAAAAAAAAAAAAAUAGGAAGACAUGUAUUCCACUUCAGCUGCUGUUUUCUGCUUUGGUGAAUCAAACGUCCAUUCAGUUGGAGAGUUGCAACUGAAUGCGCUGCAGUUUGGAGAGUUCUCAUACAAAAAUAAAAAGAAGAAAUACCAAACACCAGAUUGGGGCGGCUCACUGGUUAAUUGUGCUUCGAACUUGGCUGAAUCUCUGUCGAUUUCUUUGAAUUCUGUAGCUGUCUAGUCUGAAGUCCCGUCUGUGGAGUCACUGUGAUUUAUAGAACGGGGAACAUCGCAGCACUCAUUCGACAACAUGCGAACCGGCGGCGCCGUACGCUCGCCAAAUGCAGUCACAGAACGGUUUAAAUCAGAGGUGUCAAACUCAUUUUGGUCCACUACAGCCUGACUAGACGUCAAGUGACCAGUGCAAUCAUAAGUCCAUGUUUUUCCCCUUUGUUUUUAUGCAAAUUGGUUCACGUUUUAGAAAAUAAUUACAUUUAAUGAAAUAUCAUUUGACAAAACAUCACUUUUUUUUUUUAAAUUCAUAAAUUCAGCGGACUAAUUUUGGCCCGCGGGCCGUAUGUUUGACAUCCCCGUGUUUAAAUAAGAGCUUUGACGUUGCUCGGUGCUGCUGUCAGAACCGAUUCGGCCGUGAUCUGAACUCCACCCCUGGCAUAUUUCACGAGAACGUCACAGCGACGUAACAGGUUGUUCCGAAUGUCAUCGUUGCAGCGCUGAUGCCGAGCCUGCAUGUGUGUGUGUGUGUGUGUGUGUGUAUAUGUGAGACACUACAACAGUCGUGCUCUGCAUUACCGGCCUUUAGUGCUUAAGCAGAGGUCACCUCGUACGGCGAAGGUCACCUCUCCCUCCGUCCAUUUCUAAGUAACUGAUCCGGUGCUGACUGCGGGAUAACCACACAAAAAAAACAUCAAGUAGAAACACUAAGUACAGAAGCGGGGGUUACCUUUGGAGCGCCGUGUGGUCAAUGCUCAAGGUUAGUAACAUUCUCGGUCAAGUGUAUAACGGUGUCGUAGAGCGAGGAGCACCAAUGAAGGAGCGUUCACUGUAGCAGGAGGGCCUGACCUUUAAGAAAACUCCAAACCAACUUUCACAGUGUGCUUCCUUUAAAGCAGAAACCUGUAAUACACCUUUGUUUGUGCGUAGUCCUUGUAUUUAAAAAAAAAAAAAAAAAAAA